UUAAGAUGAUGGUGAUGGUUGUUAUCGUCUUCACCAUGUGUUGGCUGCCAUUCAACGUGCUGGUGAUUCUACUCAACGAUGAUGCCUUCAAAAUCUGGGAGCCGUUGCCAUACUUCUGGUUUGCAUUCCACUGGCUGGCCAUGUCGCAUAGCUGCUACAAUCCGAUCAUCUACUGCUAUAUGAAUGCGCGUUUUCGCGGUGGUUUCCUGCAGAUUAUUUAUCGUGUGCCAGGUUUGCGACGUUGUUGUUGCCUGCGGCGUUAUUUGCAGAAUCGUGGCGAACGAAAUUACGAUGCUACUGGUGAGAUGACCUUCAAAUUCAAUGCUGGCACGGACGACACAUUCCACUUGCAGCGAGUAAACACAUCAACUACCUACAUAAGCACCCGGAAAAAACUACGAACGAAUUCUAUGCAAAUGAGUCAAUUUUCAUGUGCGGAGGCCACAGUGUUGCGGUAGUGCCAGCCCCAUAGAUGUAGCCAGUCUCAUGUUGCCGCACCGCCCACGAGAGAGACGCUUCAGCCGCCCAUUAAUACAAGGCACUACGUGUGAUGGAAAUUUUAAAUAAGAACACACACACACACACACAUGUAUUCAUACAUAUACAUAUACACACACGGAGAGGCUAAGCUCAGUCACAAAUGCGUGGCAGGCAGUUUAGCGGCAUAUGGAAAACUGUAAGCAGAUUUACAAUUUAAUUUUGCAAUUCAAAACACACACGUGCUUACAAAUACAUACAAACAAAUGUGUGCUUUUGUAACAUUAACAUAUUCAGCAAGCGUUUACGUAGACAAACCUGAAAUCAGGAACAAUUUUAGAUAGUCCAAAAAAAAAAA
Messenger RNA from Bactrocera tryoni, 835 nucleotides. Its product is annotated as RYamide receptor-like. The coding region runs from base 6 to 458 and encodes 150 amino acids. Gene Ontology annotation, cellular component: plasma membrane. Gene Ontology annotation, biological process: G protein-coupled receptor signaling pathway. NCBI's taxonomy places the organism in Eukaryota, Metazoa, Arthropoda, Insecta, Diptera, Tephritidae. Gene Ontology annotation, molecular function: tachykinin receptor activity. The record is from RefSeq and is a predicted model, not a curated record. The transcript has 4 exons.